GGGAUUCUUUCAACUCGAAAUCUUCCACAAUCUCGUUUGGGGUUCUUUCAACUCGAAAUCUUCCACAAUCUCGUUUCGACGGUCUCAUACAAGGGACUCGAAAACAUCUUCCAAUACUAAUUUGUGGAGUACCUUUCAAUGGACUGCUGAAAGAAAAGAGUGGGCUUCGUACAGCAACAAUUCCCGAGGUGAAAUCGAAUGGAGGUUCGAACACGAUAUACUAACAUCUUCUGCCAAUACAGAUAUUCCGAGACUCGACAAUAACAUGCUGCUCGAAGGUGAAUCGGAAAAUACAUUGAAUUACUAAAAAACAAUAUCUAUCCUAGAGAAAGUGACGAUAUUGACACUGACGAAUCCACCGGCACCUGCUACCCUAACUUCAUUCGUCGAUGCAGACCCCAAAUUGUAGCCAAACUCGGAGACCACAGCACAUCUCUGGAGCACAAGAACUCCAAUCCAAGUGCUUGCAAUAUUAACAACAUAUCUAUCUACUAAACUAUGAUGGAUUAUAAAGUGCGCCGUGAUAGGGACUUCAAAUUUGGAACAGUCUUCAAAGCUCUUUGAUCUGAACCAAUUGAAGAUAAGAAUGGAUGAGGAAGUACAAUAUCAUAUAGACAGAAGCAUGGAGAACCGAUAUAUGCGAAAGUUCGAAAGUUUGUUGUUAUAGAUAGUCGAUGGGAUCACUGUCUUUGUUGCUAAUGAUUACCCAUAAAGGACGAGCGACAAGCAAGCCUGGUGUGCGUAUUGCAGAUCAUGCGAAUAUCUACACGACGGAGCCAAAACUCAUUCCAAACGAGAACGGUAGCGAAAUAGUAUUUCAGCCAAUCAGAAUGAUACCAUACUCAGCAAGACAUCAUUUCGAUUCGUCGUCGAGAAUAAAUUAUGUGAAAGUUUAUACUUUGGAGUACAACUUUGAGGUCUGGUUUAUUCAUGAAAUUCAUGAAUGCAGUGUGCAUGCAUUAAAGAGUUCCUACAGCUAUGCCCCUACGCCAUCUUUGAGCCGACCAACUCAAAUAACUAACUCAAGCUCAUAUCCAACAAAAAACUCCAGGAAUAGCAAUUCUUUAGACGUCCCUGGCCGGUCCACCUCAUCGUACUAACCUACAACGUCAGGCUAUAGAACUCACAUGCCUCC
Molecule: messenger RNA, 1135 nt
Organism: Botrytis cinerea B05.10
Lineage: Eukaryota; Fungi; Ascomycota; Leotiomycetes; Helotiales; Sclerotiniaceae
Exons: 3
Coding region: 675-1100 (141 amino acids)
Source: RefSeq, a predicted model, not a curated record